Messenger RNA from Setaria italica (foxtail millet), 2798 nucleotides. RefSeq names its product SWI/SNF complex subunit SWI3C. The transcript is spliced from 9 exons. The coding region runs from base 149 to 2491 and encodes 780 amino acids. NCBI's taxonomy places the organism in Eukaryota, Viridiplantae, Streptophyta, Magnoliopsida, Poales, Poaceae. The record is from RefSeq and is a predicted model, not a curated record. Gene Ontology annotation, molecular function: protein binding; zinc ion binding.
CGAAAUUCGAACGAGCUGAAAGCACUCCUCGAUCGGCUCACUCCCCUCGCACGUGCCUCCCGACCAACCACCGUGGUCCCCUCGCUCGCGGGGACUCUCCGGGCUCCCACCACCUCCGCUUCCUCCGCCGCCGCGGGCGCCGGCGACGAUGCCGCGCAAGGCCUCCUCCAACUCAGAUGCGCGGGCCAAGUGGCGGAAGCGGAAGCGCGCCGCCGCCAGCCCUUCCCCGUCCAAGCAGCAGGCCGACCACUCCGACGAUUCCGACUCCGCCGCGGCCGCGAACGGCGACGAGGACGCGACCCGCGGCGCCUUCGCCAACGGGGGCGGAGGAACCCUAGCUGCCGGCGGCGGCGGCGAUGACGACCCCGUGCUCGACCUCCGCGGGGCGGAGGUGCUUUCCUCUCCUGCCGAGCCGGUCUCCGUUUUCCCCGCCGCCGUCCGCCGCGCCGUCGGCCGGCCUCACCCCUCGGUGCUUGCUGUCAUCGACGCGGAGCGCGCGGCGGCUGGUGCCGACGGUGCUCCGGCUGCCGUAGCCACGGUACCCGUUCUCGAGAACAUUUCGCACGGUCAGCUCCAGGUGAUCUCGGCGAUGCUGCCCGACCAUCCGUCCCUGUCCUACGACCCUGACAAGCCGUCCACGUAUGUCUGCACCCCGCCUCCACUCAUGGAGGGAUGUGGAGUGCACAAGCAGUUCUACGGCAAACUUCACAUCGUGCCCAGGCACUCAGAUUGGUUCGUGCCAACGACGGUGCACAGGUUGGAGAGGCAGGUUGUGCCACAAUACUUCUCUGGAAAAUCCCAGGGGCAAACACCGGAGAAGUACAUGAUGUUGAGGAAUAGGGUGAUUGCGAAGUAUUUGGAGCGACCUGGGAAAAGACUCGUGUUUGCCGAGUGCCAGGGACUUGUCACAAGCACACCUGAAUUGUAUGAUCUGAGUAGGAUAGUUAGGUUCUUGGAAUCUUGGGGGAUCAUUAAUUACCUUGCAACAGGGUCUGUGCACCGUGGCCUCAGGAUGGCAGCAUCACUAAUCAAGGAGGAGACAACAGGGGAGCUGCAUCUGGUAUCUGCACCUAUGAAAUCGAUUGAUGGUUUGAUUCUGUUUGAUCGGCCAAAAUGCAGUAUCCGGGCAGAUGAUAUAGCUUCUGCGGUGUCAACUUCAUCUGCUCCAGUGGUGGCAAAUGGUGAUGCUAAUUCUGUGAAUUUGGACGAUAAGAUAUGGGAGCGCUUAUCAGAGACUUCUUGUAGUUUCUGCUCACAACCUUUGCCCAGCUUACACUACGAGUCACAAAAGGAGGCAGACAUUGCUCUUUGUUCGGAUUGCUUCCACAAUUCAAGAUUUGUUACUGGGCAUUCAAGUUUAGAUUUUCAGAGAGUGGAUGGGAUGAAGGAUCGAUCAGACACUGACGGGGACAGAUGGACUGAUCAGGAAACUUUACUGUUGUUAGAAGGCAUAGAGAAGUACAAUGAUAACUGGAAUCAUAUUGCGGGGCAUGUUGGAACAAAGUCAAAAGCACAAUGUAUUCAACAUUUUAUUUGUCUCCCAGUGGAAGAUGGUUUGUUAGAGAACAUUGAAGUGCCAGAAGCAUCCCUUCCAUCCAGGAUGCAAAGCAAUGGAUUUUUGAAUUCAGAUUCCAAUGGCAGUACUUCAGGUUGUUUACCUCAAAGUAGCCAACCUGGAAACCAAAUUCCAUUCAUUAAUUCUGCUAAUCCAGUCAUGUCACUGGUUGCAUUUUUGGCCUCUGAAGUAGGACCAAGGGUUGCAGCAGCCUGUGCAAGUGCAGCGUUAUCGGUUUUGACAAGAGAUGAUUCCAGGAUGUGUUCAGAAGGCAUCGAUGGUGUGGGUCAUGCUGCUCAUCUAAAUUAUGGACCCUCAUCAUCCAUCUCUCCUGAAACUGUCAAACAUGCUGCCAUGUGUGGCUUGUCAGCAGCGGCAACAAAGUCCAAACUUUUUGCAGAUCAGGAGGAGCGCGAAAUUCAGAGAUUAGCUGCUACCAUCAUAAAUCAUCAGCUAAAGAGACUGGAGUUGAAGCUGAAGCAGUUUGCGGAGGUUGAGACCAUGCUCUUGAAGGAAAGUGAACGGUUUGAGCUGACGAGGCAGCAGCUGGCAGCUCAGCGCGUCCGAAUAUUAUCAACCCGGUUACCUUCCUCAGGUGGCACUCUACCCGGAGGUGGCAGCACCAUGGUUUCAAACCCAAUGAAUCAGGCUGCUGGUCUUAGACCGCCGAUGAUGCAGGGCUCAAUGCCGCAGUCCAGCAUGCCAGCGAUGUACGCCAACCACAUGCAGGGGCAUCCCCAGAUGGCUGCUCUGCUGCAGCAGCGUCAACAGAUGCUCUCGUUCGGGCCUCGCCUGCCGCUCUCAGCAAUCCACCCUGGCACAUCAUCCUCGUCGGCACCCAGUAUGAUGUUCAACCCUGGUAUGCCCAACUCGUCGGCUCCUAAUCACCACCCGCUGUUGAGACCACCUUCAGGGAACAAUUCAAAUGUAGGUUAAUGCGAUAAGAUUUUUUUCCCUUCUUCCUAGAUUCCCGGGAUGUAGCUCGCUCCUGAUUCGUGAUUGUUGACCAUUGCAAUUGAAUUGCGCAAUCACACAUAGAGGUAGUUGUUACCGGCAAUAGGUUUUCCAUUCUCUCUGUAGAUCGUGGACCGUGUGUGUAUGUGUGUGAUCUGAUAAGACUGAUGUCGCUAGUGGCUAGGCGAUGCAUAGAGAAUGUAGAGGUUCGUCUGAUUAAUUGUUGUUACUGCUAAUUACUGUCAGCAAGGUGCGAAAUUUGAAUCCUCAUGUCAUGUAUUUUGAUUCA